ACGUCCUGAAGCAUGCGCACUUGGGGUUAAUCCGCCAAGGGGCGGCGGAGCUUUCUGCUCUAGCCAUAUGAAUAGAUUGCCGAGAUGGAGGGUCCAAAUGUGCAAGGCUGCUGAGAUAGGCGACCUCGGUGUGAAGUGUUGCCUAUGGACCCGUCUUUAGACCACGACAUCCUGACAGCCACAUCCACCGCCGUCAUGAUGCCAGCAUUUCGCUUCAAGAACCUCUCCGCGCUGUUGGCCCUCUUCAUCUCUAACGGACUUGCGGUGGGAGCGCCCAUCCUGGAUGGCAGAGCGAAAACCACCGAAAGCCUCGCCCAGGGCAAGCUAGGAUGGUCGACUCCGGUCAAGGUCACAGUCCUGUACGACCAAGGCAGGACGGCUCUCAGCUAUUGCAAGGCCCACAGCUACCUCCCUACGUCGUGGUGGUACACCGUCGAUGACUAUGGCUCGGCCACGGUGAUGCCCGACCUGACCGACGCGCAAGGCAAAUUUGUCUUCUUCCAGGUGUGCAAGAGCAUGAAAGGAAAAAUUCAAUAAUUGCUCGGAUAGGGAAUUGUCUUUCCCCACCGUAGAUUCGUACCAGCUGAU
Molecule: messenger RNA, 588 nt
Organism: Acaromyces ingoldii
Lineage: Eukaryota; Fungi; Basidiomycota; Exobasidiomycetes; Exobasidiales; Cryptobasidiaceae
Exons: 5
Coding region: 145-537 (130 amino acids)
Source: RefSeq, a predicted model, not a curated record